AUGUCCACAUCCCCCACAAAUCCCGACGCUCAUUACCCCGAAGAACAUGAUCUUCUACCCCCCACCCGGGCUACCCCAUCCCCGGAACCAGUGCAAAGUCCAAUCUCUUCACUCUCCCCGAUAACGCGCACAGUCGCCAUCAUCAAGACUCAUGCGCUCCAUCACAGGUUCGACAUUGAGCGCCGUAUCCAGGAAGCAAGCUUUGAGAUCGUGAAAGAGAGGCAGAUGGAAUUCGAUACAGAGACGGAUCCAGACACAUUGUACGAACUGUUCGGCGAGGACGCAGAGUCUUUGGCAGAAGGCCCUGUCUGGGUAUAUGUUCUGGAACGCCGUCGGGCGGUAGAAGUUUGGAAUACGCUUAUGGGAGACAGAGACCCCGAAUUUUCGCGUCAAGAAGCACCCAACUCGCUUCGCGCGCUCUAUGGCAACUCUUUAGCUCAAAACGGCCUCAUGGGGUCCCCCGAUACCCAAACAGCGGAAAUUCAGAUCUCAGCGCUGUUUGCGUCGUCCCCACCUUUCCCCACCACCGAAUUGCCGGACGACCGUUACGGAUCGAUGAGGUCUGUUUCCUCUUCGUUCCUGUCCAAUGUGCGCAAUACGGUGUCUGAUGAAGGCUACGCUCGAUCGAAUGGGUCUACCGUCAAUGGGAGUACCUUAAAGGACGCGAACGGCAAAGUUCUCUUCCGUGCACGUCCAAUUCCCGCUACAAAUGAUAAGCCCGACAUCGUUCCCCGCACUACACGCGCUGCGGCGCUAAGAGCGGGGCUGGCGGUCGACAAGGUCCCUGUUGCACCACGCGGCCCAGUCAGCAAAGAACGGCUCGCACAGACGUUUGCGAACGUUCCUGGUCAUAAGCGCCGAGAAACUAUUUCAGUUGCGUCGACUGCUGCGCCUGCCAUUGCUCCUCGCAUGACCCGCGCGGCUUCGUUGAGACUUGGUCAAACCCCGGCACCGCCGGCUAUAAGAAGGCGAGCAGUGACGAACGAAGAGACAAAAAAAUCAACUUUUGAAGGUGUACCAGGGCAUAAGCGGCGAGAAUCUAUCGCUGUUGCGUCUGUGAAAGCGCCUACCGUCGCACCGAGAUUAAAUAAGAGCGCUGCGCUACGCGUACAGAAGGAACAAGUUCCUCCUACCUCGUUUAUGUUUCGUGGACCCGCGGCACCUAAACUUCCUGGUCUCUCUCGAACAUCGUCCUCGGAUGCCUUGAGCUCCCAAACCCAGCCACCUCCCCGUCCAGCUUCACAGGCGUCUACCUCCGUAGCACCCUCACGCUAUGCCGUUCCACGUGCAUCAUCAGUAGCAGCCAUCAGACCCACCCCGCAACCACUCAGAGCCUCUGCCUCCCUUUCCAAGGCCACUGGAAAUAAGGCUACCACCACCUCAGAUAAUGCCCCGAUUAAGCCUCGACCACGGCCCAGCAGCGCACUAGGUGCUCCCACAAUUGCACCUCGAACGAACCGCAGUGCCGCUCUGCGUGCGGCCAAGCAAGAGGCGGAGAACGCAGCUGCGGCAGCAGCUAUUGCCAAAAAGGGCCCUCGGCCCUCCAAGGCUGCACCGUCGAGCUUCAAGCCACUGGCUAUUUAG
Messenger RNA from Laccaria bicolor S238N-H82, 1584 nucleotides. RefSeq lists its product as uncharacterized. The transcript is spliced from 4 exons. The record is from RefSeq and is a predicted model, not a curated record. Bases 1 to 1584 code for a protein of 527 amino acids. Lineage: Eukaryota; Fungi; Basidiomycota; Agaricomycetes; Agaricales; Hydnangiaceae.